This is a messenger RNA of Trichobilharzia regenti, 3405 nucleotides long. The record is from the annotation of a GenBank genome assembly. Lineage: Eukaryota; Metazoa; Platyhelminthes; Trematoda; Strigeidida; Schistosomatidae.
CAAAUGUCUACUUCUCACUCGGCGUCCAAUUAUUUUGGAACUAUCCGGUCAAAUCUUGAUCGAAGUUCAUAUGAAUUGUUUAUAUAAUGUAUACAGUUUGUAGCAUUAUUUAGUGCAUACUAGUUUCUCUACGUCCACGAUCUUCAAGGAGAAUAGCAACUUACAGUAGACCCCUCGACACAGUACUGUCUGAUCUGAAACGCGAACCAAUGUUUUAUGAUGCUUCUUAUUUGUCUCCGAGAAAUUGAGGACAUUUUGAUGAAAGUCAAUUAAAAAUGGGGAGAGAGUGCGAUUUUAGAUCAAGGACAUAAGUGUGUAAUUGAAGAUUACAGGUUAUUAGUUUCAUUUCUUAGACAGUAGCAGUUUGUACUGCAAAUCUCAGGAACAGUCAACUCAUGUCGUGUGAUAUGUUGUCACUGACGAUUUUGCUUUCUCUCAGUUUUAGUAGAAACUUGCUCACCAGCAGGUUGUAGACAUUUCAAACAUUGGCGUGAGUAGAAAACACCGUUAGAGGUCAUGUUGUAAUAGAUUAAAACAAGGUGAACACUAUAUUAUGAUGGAGAUGUUUGGUUGCUCAAGUUCUAAGUUCUGAGUUUAGCAACCCAAAGUUCAAAGUGACCACAUAUUCCGUCUAAACUUGUAUAGAAGUCAGCUAGGCUUCAAGUGAUGUAAUUUAUCUUUUUAAUAAUCCUGCUAUUCCCACAAACAACUUCCAAUCCAUUCGUAUCAUGAAUCUUGUCACAGGAAAUUCUUGGUGGUCAGAUUAACGGCAAUUCGUGUAUGCCAAUCACUUCAGACAUUCACGGGAUUCCCAUACUAUCUCAACAGAUUUAUGAGAAAUGACGCAGGAAAUCCAUGUUAUUCCUUAAAUUAGCUAUCCUCUAUGUUCUCUUCUAGAGCAAAAUGUCUUCUAAAGCAAUACUGUCACCACAAUCAUUGAUACCAGUAAAAAGAGAAUACAUUAUGACAGACGUUUUCGUAUUUUCAUAAGAAUCCAAAAUGAAACGAUAUCGUUUUUACUGACGUUUCGCUGUUUAGUGGUGCUAAUAGCUUUGUAAAAGUGUUAAUAAACCAGGAAUACGAAGGUGAAGUAAGCCAAGCUGGACAUCUCACGUUGAAGAAUGAAUUUUGAAUUUGAAUUUUAAAAGUGCUAAUAGGAAGAGUAUAGAAUAAAAUUAUAACUGAAAUAAUGUUUUAUCUAUCUAUCUAUCUAUCUAUCAUGAUACAAAAUUAAGUAGAGUCAACCUCAUACUUCUUGGGCUGUCUGCAAUACUGCAUGGUUUGUCAAUUAUGUGUCACAAAUGCACGCAAUGUUCGAUCGGCUCUAAUGCACGAUUACGUACGAGAAAUGACGGCCAAACUGUCGAGUAUCUUAUGCAGUUUUAUACCUUUUCGUAAACCACGUGCAAAGUGUAAAGCCUUCUUCAAUGGUCCAUUCCAAGAGAAACUGCAUGAUUUCGCUGUGAAUAUGAGUGUUUAUGAGCCAUGCAGAUACAUCGGAGUAUAUGAUUCAUCUUUUGACAGUGCCAUGUUGCAGAUAUUCAAUACACUCAAAGAACACUUGAAAUUCACAUUUACACAAGAUUACAUUCAAGAGACAAUCGAAGAAAUUUGCUCUUCUGAUAAACAAUGCUUCAAAACAUUUGAAAAGUAUGCGAAUACAUUAAUGAACGUUUUUCACUAAGUAAGUUGACAUUAGUAAAUUAUUUAAAUGUUGGUGAGUCUGUAAUUGUUUUCUCGCUUUCAAACCAGUAUCACCGUGCGUGUCGAAAAUUUAUUAGAUUUAUUUCGUAAUUGCCAAAGAAAUUAUAAAAGUUUUAUAAUGUAAGAAGCAUCUUCAUCAGGUUAAGACUUCCAAUGGGAUACCUUUAAAACGAGAGCGAUCUAGCUAAAUGUUGUCCUGUAGUUUGAAUUCACCUUGUCAAGCCAUUCAGGAAGAAGGUGGGGUGAAUUCUCACAGUUCUGUGAGAAGUAUUAGUGCUGAAUGAUAUUUCCUACAAACUUCUUGAAAGGAUCGUGAAAUUUCUCUUUUGGAUUAUUGCCAAAGCUGUUAAACUAAUUAUUCUUCUAAUGAUUUUUCAUCAAAUUAUCCAGUAUGAGGAACAAAUUAACGGAAUUAUGCAUGAGCUAAACUUUUUGACAUCGUUAUCCUGAUACAUAUGAAUAUCUUAGCCAGGAGAUUCAGACUCCUCUGCCUCAAAACAAAAUGUGUUAAACAGUUUUCUAAUGAGAAAAAGUAGAUUAGAGUAUGACCAACUUCAUAACAUAUAUUUUUUAAUUGGUAUAGGAUGAUUAGAUGCACUCGUCAGAGUGCUGUCUGUCUAGGUUUUGUCUUUUUUUGGCACUUGUCAUCAAAUCAUAACUGAAAUCUUGAAGGAUUUCAAUGUCCUCACAGAAAUUGGAACCUGCGUCACUCAAUGGUGGCACUGACAGAAUGCAGUCAGCAUUAACAAAAAGGACCUGAAACGUGACCUGGGUGUCGAAGUUGAAGUAUCAUAGCCAGAGUCAAGGACUUUCAAACGUUGAAUUUAGGAUCAGGAGUUAGGACAAACGGUUGGAGUCAAGAUUAGGUGGGAGAAUAGUGUUGGAAAUAUCAACCGAUCUCAAAGUACCAUAAUCUGCAGUCACCUGGAUGAGCACAUGGUACGAUUUCUCUAUAGAUCAUCUGUGUAUUGACUGUGAGACAUUCUUACAACAAAUAAGCUGCAACUAUGCUUUUUAACGUAUUUUUCAUUAAUUAUGCAACAUUUUUGUAUCUGAGUUCUGACAGUUCGUUCAAGGUUACUAUGGUUUUGGUUAUGAUAAGUUAACUUUGCUCAAUUUUGAUUUUCCUGUUAGUUGAUCGAUUAGGCUAUAACGGUAUGCAUUAAUUGACAUGUCGGCCCCCACUACAGAAGAUUCGAUGACAUCUGAUGAUUAACUUUGAAGUAAUUUAGUUAAUGGUGAUUAACAAUGGAAUCCAGAAUGCACAUUUCGUCCUAUUUAGGACUCAUCCAAGCUUUGAUGUUUGAAACGAUGGACACUAGUGAGUUUGAGUUUCAUUGUGUCCAUCCUCACUCAGGGGAGAAUGCAGUUACGUCCAGAUGACGACUGCCUGAUGGGACGAAACACUCGUUCUGAAUUACACUGACAGUCACCAUUCAUAAAAAAUACUUCAACAAUUGUUUAAACAUCCUAAGGCAACCAAUUUACAAUGGAAACUAUAUUGUUAUAAGCGGGGUAUUUUCAGGGAACACGUUUGCGUUAAUUCAAUGCAACGCAAUCCAAUCUCUUCAAAUAAAUUUUUAGUUUAAAAGUCUGCUUCAUGAUGCAUUUAACACAUUGUAUACUAAAUUUUUGUAAUGUUUUGUUUCAAUAAUUCAUCUUACUUCCCUGUUUUAGAUUUUAAAAGAAUACGCUACAGUG